AUGUCAGGAAAAGGAAAAGAAACUAUUGAAGCUGUGGACGACAUUAUUUUGGUGGAGUCCGAUAAUGAGAAUGUUACGGACAAUAUGAAAUUACAGGGUGAUGUAAUGUUAGGCGGAGAUGGUGCGAUUGUGCCUGAGGUAGGCAUGAAGUUCAAAGAUGAGAAUGAGAUAUUCGAAUUUUACAAAAAAUAUGCAUAUGGUGUCGGUUUUCCAGUUAGAAAAAGGAAUUCUGGAAAGGAUGAUAAUGGAGUUUUAAGAUAUGUUACAUUUGUUUGUAGCCAAGAAGGGAAAAGAUUUAGUAAUACAAGUGGUUGUUUGAAGCCACAAGCAACCAUUCAGAGUGGAUGCAAUGCCCGGUUGACUGCAUGUUCAGAUAUGUGUGGGAUUUGGAGAAUUAAUACAGUACAUCUCGACCACAACCAUAAAAUUAGUCCUUCAAAGUCUAGGCUAUAUAGAUGCAAUAGAGAAUUGAGUGCUCAUGUUAAACGACGACUUGAAGUAAAUGAUAUGGCAGGAAUUUUAUUGCACAAAAGUUACAACUCUGCAGUUGUUGAAGCAGGAGGAUAUGAGAAUAUGACUUGUGUGGAAAAGGAUUGUCGGAACUAUGUUGAAAAGACAAGGCGAUUAAGACUUGGAGAAGGAGACGCAACAGCAAUACAAUCGUACUUCUCGAAUAUGCAAGCACAGGGCUCAGGAUUUUACUUUAAUAUAGAUCUAGACGAAGAAUGUCGGUUGAAGAAUAUUUUUUGGGCAGAUAAUAGGAGUAGGCAAGCAUAUAAGGAGUUCGGUGAUGUUGUUACCUUUGACACUACAUAUCUUACUAAUAAAUAUGACAUGCCUUUUGCUCCUUUUGUUGGGGUGAAUCAUCAUGGACAAUCAAUACUUCUUGGAUGUGGUUUGGUGUCAAACGAGGAUACAAAUACAUUUGUCUGGCUCUUUAGGACAUGGUUGCAGUGCAUGCACGGUCAAGCUCCAAAUGGGAUAAUUACUGAUCAAGACAGGGCAAUGCAAAAUACAAUUCAGAUAGUAUUUCCCAAUACGAAACAUAGAUGGUGUCUGUGGCACAUAUUGAAAAAGUUGCCAGAAAAGUUUGGAUACCACGAGGACAAAGAUUCAAUUUUUUCUACUAUACACGGAUUGGUGUAUGAUUCUCAAGUUGUUGAAGAUUUUGAACAGGGUUGGAGAGUGAUGAUUGAAUCAUAUAAUUUGCAUGAUAAUGAAUGGUUGUCUGGAUUGUACGAGAAUAGAGAUCGUUGGGUUCCUUGCUACCUGAAGACUACUUUUUGGGCGGGCAUGUCAACAACUCAACGAAGUGAGAGUAUGAAUGCAUUUUUUGAUGGGUAUGUACAUUCAAAAACCUCAUUGAAGCAAUUUGUUGAACAAUACGAACGAGCAUUGAGAAGUAAGGUCGAGAAAGAGUUCCAAGCAGAUUUCAAGUCUUUCUCGCAAAUGGUACCGUGUGCAACAAGGUAUAAGAUGGAGAAGCAAUUCCAGAGAGUUUACACUAUUACAAAAUUUAAGGAAGUGCAAGAUGAGUUCACUGGUAAGGUUUAUUGUGACCUGAUAUCUUCUUCUGAUGGAUGUUUCGGGACGACGUAUGAGGUACUCGAGGAUAUCAUAUAUGACGAGCGUACUAAGAAAAAAAUAUUUUCCGUCUCAUUUCAUCGAGAAAAUUGUGAAAUCAUUUGCAGUUGCCACUUAUUUGAGUUUCGAGGAAUACUUUGCAAGCAUGCAAUCGCAGUAUUGAUUCGUAAUAAUGUCCAAUCACUGCCGGAUUGUUAUAUAUUACGGAGAUGGCGGAGAGACGUGAGUAGAGCCUAUACAAGGGUCGUAGUGAACUACAAUGGGUUGGUUAGUACUCCUGAACAGUUGAGGUAUGAUAAAAUGUGUCAAUCAUUUGCCUCAUUAGCAAACAUGGUUGCGGAUGAUGAAGUUGAGUCUGGUGCUAUAGUGGAGUGGAUCGAAGAUCAGUGUAAAAAGCGAUUGAUGUCGAGUAAUGUCCUAUCCCCGCAUAUUACUCUAAUAGAUUCUGAGUGUGGAACAUCACAGGGGAGUGGUAACAGCAACAUACGGGAUCCUGUAUGUGCGAAUCGAAAGGGCCCACCUAAGAAAUUGCGUAAUAAGAGCGCAUUGGAAUCGAGUUCAAAUAAAGGGAAGGGUGGUUCGAAAUCAAUGAAAGAAAAGGGGGCAAAGGCACGGCCCAGUAAUCUAAGGGACAGUGAACCCAUCAUUCAUGCAACUCAACAAUCACAACAUUCCAUGCCGAUACCGUUAUCGUAUUCUCAACUCCUAACGGGAUUUGCAAAAUCUGUGUAUAGCUUAGGCAGUAUUACGAGGCGUGUUCCUCACACAAUUGAGGGGAUGCCUACAAAAACUGCAUGA
Molecule: messenger RNA, 2382 nt
Organism: Olea europaea var. sylvestris
Lineage: Eukaryota; Viridiplantae; Streptophyta; Magnoliopsida; Lamiales; Oleaceae
Product: protein FAR1-RELATED SEQUENCE 5-like
Exons: 4
Coding region: 1-2382 (793 amino acids)
Biological process (GO): regulation of DNA-templated transcription
Molecular function (GO): zinc ion binding
Source: RefSeq, a predicted model, not a curated record